AUGGUGCUGGCAGUGGGAGCUCUUCAACUAGGUUCUCGCUGGAAAUCAACUUCGAACAGCGGCAUAGUUGGAGGCGGGCUGAACAACACCUACCGUAAGGAAGUUACUCAAAAUCCCAUGCAGCUGAUUCUACUCCUAAGCCAUACGGCGACUCGACACAUCACAUCAUCCACUAUAUCCGCGAUGCCCAGAAAGUUUCAUAUCCAUCGCUUAAAUUCCAUCUCGCGGCCAAGGGUUCGCUCCGACCGCUGGGCCGCGAAGUGUCUUCCCUCCCAUACAUUCUUCUCCAAUGUGAUCAUCAUGCUCCAUGCUUGGGUCGGCGCGGGCUGGAUUAUUCUCUUUUUGAAAGGGAUGGACGAGGCCCAAGGCAUCUUGCGACAAGACACAGGUCUUUUGUAUUUGAAAGGACCUUAUGCCCCGCCCCAGCCAUCCUUAAGAAACAUAGACGACCGACGAACUCCUAAUAGCGCCUAUCGAGACAAAGUUGCCAUGUGCUAUUCGGCAGAGAGCAUUGCAAUCUCCGCUAAGGACAUUCAGCACAUCACAGGCAUGGCACCAAAUCUUCUCAUCCCCGAACGGAAGUCCCUGGAGAUCACUCGAAUCACAUACCCAAGUCGCCGAACUACCAAGACGAGUCUAUCAUCUAAAUACGAAGAAGACAUACCGGGCGCCUUUUCCAACUCCCGAGUAGCUCGAGCGCUGUACACCACUGACGACACACAGGUGAACUAG
Messenger RNA from Lindgomyces ingoldianus, 732 nucleotides. RefSeq lists its product as uncharacterized. The transcript has 9 exons. NCBI's taxonomy places the organism in Eukaryota, Fungi, Ascomycota, Dothideomycetes, Pleosporales, Lindgomycetaceae. The coding region runs from base 1 to 732 and encodes 243 amino acids. The record is from RefSeq and is a predicted model, not a curated record.